GCCGCCGGGGCGCCCCGCGCAGCCACGCCGCGCUAUAAGUGCGGGCGCGGGGCGCGGCGGCCGCCGAAGAUGCGCCGGCAGCCAAGGCUGCGCGGCGCCUGGCCGCGGCCGCCCCGCGCCGGGGAGCGGGAGCAGCGGCAGCAGAAGGAGGAAGAAGAGGAAGGGGGAGACGGCGGUGGCUCGGGGCGGCCGCGGCCAUGAGCUGCUCGGACGUGGCCAUGCAGCAGCCCGCCCCGGCGGCAUGCGGGGCGCCCCGCUAUGUGGCCGCGCCCGCGGCGGGCUGCGCGCAGAAGAAGUUAGCUGUGUACAACAAGAUGCAGGAGUCUCUGGAAGUGACCCUCCCCAGCAAGCAAGAGGAGGAUGAGAAAGACCAGCCUGCCGAGAUGGAGUACCUGAACUCUCGCUGUGUCCUGUUCACUUACUUCCAGGGGGACAUUGGUUCAGUGGUGGAUGAACACUUCUCGAGAGCCUUGAGCCAAGCCAGUAGCUUCAGUUCAGACACUGCCCUUCCCAAGAGCAAGGCAGGGCUGAAUCCUCUGUGGAGAGAAAGCUCAACAAUUUCAAGCCAAAGGAGCGGUUUCCCAACCUCAUUUUGGACCAGCUCUUACCAGCCUCCUCCUCCACCCUGCUUAAGUGGAGUGCACCCCGAUUUCCCCGUGACUGCACCAGGCACCUUCCCCACGGCCGAGCCCGGCAGCUGGCCGGGACACGGCCUUCACCAGAGCGCCGCGCCCGCCGCCCCCGCCGCCUCUGAGCCGUGGCCCUACCCGCUGGCGCCUCAGGUGAGCCCCCCGUACGCACACGUGCACGACGUGUACGUGCACCACCGCCACCACCCGCACGUGCCCGCCGGCCCGGCCCACGACCCGCGCUACGGCUCGCUGCUGGUGCCGGCGGUGCGCGCCGCCAGGAUCCCUGCUCCCCAGGGCGACGGGACCAAGGCCGACCCCGCCAGCGCUACCUCAGCCUGGGCCGGAGCCUUCCACGGGACGCUGGACAUCGUGCCCAGCUUCGGGUUUGACGCAGGUCUACAGCAUCAGGACAAGAGCAAGGAAACUGCUUGGUUCUGAAGUGCAGAGGAAUUAAGGCCAGCUAGAGCUGGAGUGGACAGAGCUGGGCAGGUGAUACAGCAGUGGUUGACUCCUUCUGCGUGGAGCAAAGGACACACAUGAAGAUGAAGAGCCAACUAUUCUGGUUUUGCUAUUGAGCCUUUUAUUUGUAAGGCCGUUUUUGGGUCCCAGAGUGUUGGAAAAAAACAGAGACCUAACUUUUCUUUCUUUCCUCAUCUGAGCCUGCUGCAGCUGGGCAACCUAACUCCUUUCUGCUCCUUUAACAGUGUUUUGUUUUGUUCAGCUUGAUAUUUUUAUGAACAGUCUCGAUAGUCAGGAAAAAGACUCUCCCCUGACUACAGUGCGCCUUCUUUCAGGAAUACAGUAUUUUGUAGCUCUUUGUGCAUCUAUUUUUGUAGAAAUACAGAAAGUUUGGGUAAGGAUCGAUGGGCUAUUUUAGGAUGACAUAUUUUUUUAAAAAAAAUUGUAAAAUUGUUAAGUUCUGUUUAAAGAACUUGCUCUCAGAGAAGCACUGGCAAAAAUGUAUAAAAUGCUAUUUUUAGAUGUUUGUGAUGUGUUUGUGCAUUUUGGGUUUUUUUGUUUGUUACCUCAAAUGUCUAUCUUUCCUUUCUUUUUAAAGAGCUAAAUUCCUUUGUUUCCACAUUACUAGAUUCUGAUGUUUUUGUCCUUUUGUUCUAGCUUAAGCAAAUAUAAUUCGCACCUGAAGUUUCAGCCAAAUAUUUUUUCCUUGUGUUAGAUUGUAGUGAAAGUGUUUUUGUUUUUCUUGCUUCUAAGGGUGGCUUUGUGCUGUGCUGAUUGUCAGAAGCUCGCCAACACCUUUAGCAUAGGGCAAAGCUUGAGGUUACAGAAACUGCAUUUCUGACCCAUCCAUUCUUUCAAAAUGGACCAAAUACUCUUAAAUCAGACACUAAUAUGGGCCUCAUGUAUGAUCCAUUGAAGCUGUUGAACACAGUUCCCUCUGGGUUAUAUUGCAGGCCCUCAUAGUGCUCAUAAAUGUCAGUACAAUCUUACAGGCAGGACUUUCAGCUAAGCCAUUUCCAGGUGGUAACUUAUCAAUAUUCAGGGAAAAAAAAAUAAAAUCCAGGUUUAUAAAAAUGUGUGGCUCGUGGAAACAAAAGGUUUUGAACUGGCCUGCUCAGUGUGCUGAGCAGCUCCAGGAAGGCACUGCCCUUCCCCACUGCUGCUGACUCCAGGACGUGUUUGCCUGUGGGGCUCAGGGACCCCAGCUGCAGUGCUGCAGUUUCGUAACCAGCCUGCACACCCCGGGGCUUGGAACAGCGGCGUGGCCACGUGGAGCCUCAGCCCUCUGCCUGGGAAACCCCCCUGGCCCGGGCCUUGGCUCGUGGAAUAAAGGUUUUGGUUGGAGCCAAGGUGAGCGUGAUCAAAUCCUGAGUAAGGGCUGCGGGGUCGCCGCGGGCUGGAGCUGGGUCAGGCUCUGUGUCCAGCCCUUGGGGACUCCAGUGAGUGUCAGUGUGAGCUUCGAUGGGGCUGAGGGCAGCCCAGCAUCAGGACCUGGGUUGCUGGGUCCUGGCUGUUGCGUGGAAGUGUUGCCUUUCUGCUCUGUGCACCCAGGGUCCCUCUGUAAUAUUUAAGUCUCUUACAGUGCAGUAUAUUUCUGUCACCGCUGCUCUCAGACAUCCCUGUUUGAAAGACACACCGGCCGAGUGGAAAAACCAAGAUAUAAACACGUGGCUGAGAUAAGAAGGAGUUUAAUUUUAAGGCACUGAGCAUUGUAAAUGUAGUUUUGGCAGGUGGAGACCACAUGGAUCUGUGUGUGAAAGGGGAGGGGGGGCGUUGGGAGGUGCAUGCCACUCUGAGGUUCCCUGCACUGCUGCUCCCCUCCAGGCUUUUUGAACUUGAACCUAUGAGGUGUUGAGCAUUCUCCCUUGUCAAGGGGGAGGGCUUGACAUGCUGGCACAGGAGGCAUUAGGAUUAUAUCACAAUUUGGCAAGCCCCCUAAGUCUGUACCUUGCUGAUUUGAAGUUUGAGACAGCGUAAAAUGCUGAAUGGACUAUGCUUAAAUAUUGCUUAAACUAAUAAGAUUGUAGUCUCUGUGUUGGGAUGAUGAAUUAAAUGUGGUGGGGCUUUUUUCCUCA
Messenger RNA from Prinia subflava (tawny-flanked prinia), 3166 nucleotides. RefSeq names its product vestigial like family member 3 (gene VGLL3). NCBI's taxonomy places the organism in Eukaryota, Metazoa, Chordata, Aves, Passeriformes, Cisticolidae. Bases 198 to 1070 code for a protein of 290 amino acids. Gene Ontology annotation, cellular component: nucleus. The record is from RefSeq and is a predicted model, not a curated record. The transcript has 4 exons. Gene Ontology annotation, biological process: regulation of transcription by RNA polymerase II.